Chroicocephalus ridibundus (black-headed gull) is the source of this 2439-nucleotide messenger RNA. RefSeq names its product SH3KBP1 binding protein 1 (gene SHKBP1). Bases 19 to 2424 code for a protein of 801 amino acids. The record is from RefSeq and is a predicted model, not a curated record. Gene Ontology annotation, biological process: positive regulation of epidermal growth factor receptor signaling pathway; protein homooligomerization. Gene Ontology annotation, molecular function: protein binding. NCBI's taxonomy places the organism in Eukaryota, Metazoa, Chordata, Aves, Charadriiformes, Laridae. The transcript has 17 exons.
UGACACGGCGCUCCGCCAAUGAGCGAGGACAAUCGGCGCGGGAGUCGGGCCUCGUCGGACAGGCCAAUAGCGAGAGGCGGAAGGCGGGGAGCCGGCGUCGAACGACCAAUGAGGAGCGGCGGACGGGGGGCGGGACCGCCUGCCGGGCGGAAGCGGCAGCGCCGGGCGGCCAUGGCGGCGCCGGGAGGGGCGGCGCGGCCCGGGGCGGAGGUCGUGCAGCUCAACGUGGGCGGCAAGAGGUUCAGCACAUCCCGCCAGACCCUGACCUGGAUCUCCGACUCCUUCUUCUCCAGCCUCCUGAGCGGCCGCAUCUCCACCUUGAAGGAUGAGACGGGAGCGAUCUUCAUCGACCGGGACCCCACCGUCUUCGCCCCCAUCCUCAAUUUCCUCCGCACCAAAGAGCUGGACCCCCGCGGCGUCAGCGUCUCCCUCCUCCUCCACGAAGCCCAGUUUUACGGCAUCACCCCUUUAGUUCGCCGCUUGCAGCUCCGGGAGGAACUGGAGCGUUCGUCUUGCGGCAGCGUCCUCUUCAACGGGUACCUGCCCCCCCCCGUUUUACCGGCCAAACGCCGGAACCGGCACAGCCUGGCGGGGCCGCAGCCGGUGGCCCGUUUGCCCCCCCCGCCCGACCGCCCCCCCGUGCGGCGCAGUCACACCAUGCCCCCCGGCCUGGGCAACGCCGGCUUGGUGGGACGCCUCUUGGAAGAGCGACACCCGACCGCCGCCAACGAGCCGGGGGCGGUGCGCAUCGUCUGCGGGCAUCACAACUGGAUCGCCGUGGCUUACGCCCAGUUCCUGGUCUGCUAUAGGGUGAAGGAGACCUCGGGGUGGCAGCAAGUCUUCUCCAGCCCCCGCUUGGACUGGGUGAUCGAGCGGGUGGCCCUCAACGCCAAGGUGUUGGGUGGAGCCUUGGGCGACCACGACAAGAUGGUGGCCGCCGCCUCCUGCACCGAGAUCAUCCUCUGGGCCCUGCAAGCCGACGGCAACGGCAACGAGAUCGGCGUCUUCCACCUCGGGGUGCCGGUGGAAGCCAUCUUCUUCGUGGGCAACCAACUCAUCGCCACCAGCCACACCGGCAAAAUCGGCGUCUGGAACGCCGUCACCAAGCACUGGCAGAUCCAAGACGUCGUCCCCAUCAACAGCUACGAUGCCGCCGGCACCUUCCUCCUCCUCGGCUGCAACAACGGCUCCAUCUACUACGUGGACGUUCAGAAGUUCCCCCUGCGCAUGAAGGACAACGACCUGCUGGUGACGGAGCUUUACCGCGACCCCACCGAAGACGCCGUCACCGCCCUCAGCGUCUACCUCACCCCCAAAACCAGUGACAGCGGCAACUGGAUCGAAAUCGCUUACGGCACCAGUUCGGGGGUGGUGCGGGUCAUCGUCCAACACCCCGAAACGGUGGGUUCCGGCCCUCAACUCUUCCAAACCUUCACCGUCCACCGCAGCCCCGUCACCAAAAUCAUGUUGUCGGAAAAACACCUCAUCUCCGUUUGCGCCGACAACAACCACGUCCGCACCUGGACGGUGACGCGCUUCCGCGGGAUGAUUUCCACCCAACCCGGGUCCACCCCUUUGGCUUCCUUCAAAAUCCUGGCCUUGGACGAGCUGGAAGGCGCCGCCGGCACCGAUAUCGGACCCUUCGGCGAACGGGACGAGGAGCAGGUUUUCAUCCAACGGGUGGUGCCGGACGCGUGUCAAGUCUUCGUCCGGCUCUCGUCCACCGGCAAACGGAUUUGCGAGGUGCGCGCGGUGGACGGCGCCGCCAUCACGGCCUUCACGGUGCAGGAGUGCGAAGGCUCCAGCCGCAUCGGCUCCCGCCCGCGCCGCUGCCUCUUCACCGGCCACGCCAACGGCAGCCUCCAGCUCUGGGACCUCACCACCGCCAUGGAGGCCCUGGCCAAGCCCCCAGAAUCCGACGGUUUGACGGAAGAGGAGCUGUUGCGGCAACUGGACCAGUGCGAUUUGGCUUUAACUGGCCCCCCUGGCCCCCCCAGCCUCCGCUCGCAGGGGCCCAGCCGGGGGGAGACGCCGCUUCCGUCCCCCCCCCGCCCCCCCCCCAAAACGGCCGCCCCCCCCCCCCCAACCCCGCUCGCUGGGAGGGGGAGCGGAGGGGCCCCCCCUUUAUUCUGGGGGUCCCCGGGGGGGGGCCGGCAGCUUCGUGGAGCGCUGCCAGGAGCUGGCCCAGCGCUUGGCCCCCCCCCCGCCCCAGCCCGACCCCCCCCAAACCCCUCGGCUUUCGGGGGGCAAAAGCAAAAACCUCCGGGCCCCCCCACACCCCGGCGGCCCCCCCUCCAUUCCAACCCCCCCCCGCCUUCCCCCCAGCCCAGGAUUGGGGGCCCCCCUGGUGCCCCCCCCCCCGCCGCUGAUGCCGCCCUCCCCAUUGUCCCCCCCAAAUCCCGCCUCAACGAGACGGCGUUUUAAGGGGGGGGCAGGACC